AUGGUGAACCUCCGGUCCCAAAAGCGCCUCGCCGCCUCUGUCGCGAGCGUCGGCAAGCGCAAAAUCUGGCUCGACCCCAAUGAGCAAGCUGAAAUCGGUAACGCCAACUCCCGCACGCACGUAAAGAAGCUUAUCAAGGAUGGCCGCAUCAUCGUCAAGCCUACAACCGUCCACUCACGCGCGCGCACUCGCGACCUCCUUGCCGCGAAGCGCAAGGGUCGUCACACCGGCCCCGGUAAGAGGAAAGGUACUUCUGAGGCCCGGAUGCCCAGCAAGGUUAUGUGGAUGCGGAGACAGCGGGUGUUACGUCGGUUGUUGAGGAAGUACAGAGAGGCGGGCAAGAUUGAUAAGCACCUCUAUCACUCGCUGUAUCAGAAGUCGAAGGGUAACGUGUUCAAGAACAAGCGUGUGCUCAUGGAGUACAUCCACAAAGCAAAGGCGGAGAAGAACCGCACGAAGGUUCUUUCUGAUCAGAUGGAGGCUCGUCGUACUAAGAACAAGGCUGCUCGUGAGCGUCGUGCACAGCGUGUGGCGGAGAAGAGGCAGGCGAUCCUUGCCAUUGAGCACGAGGCACCCGUUCAGGAGUAA
Messenger RNA from Fibroporia radiculosa, 588 nucleotides. RefSeq lists its product as uncharacterized. Gene Ontology annotation, molecular function: structural constituent of ribosome; RNA binding. NCBI's taxonomy places the organism in Eukaryota, Fungi, Basidiomycota, Agaricomycetes, Polyporales, Fibroporiaceae. Gene Ontology annotation, biological process: translation. The transcript is spliced from 3 exons. Bases 1 to 588 code for a protein of 195 amino acids. Gene Ontology annotation, cellular component: ribosome; cytosolic large ribosomal subunit. The record is from RefSeq and is a predicted model, not a curated record.